This is a messenger RNA of Rhagoletis zephyria (snowberry fruit fly), 1372 nucleotides long. Its product is annotated as RNA-directed DNA polymerase from mobile element jockey-like. The record is from RefSeq and is a predicted model, not a curated record. Lineage: Eukaryota; Metazoa; Arthropoda; Insecta; Diptera; Tephritidae.
GAUCUAUUUCAAAACUGAUCGAUCAGACUGGUGCAAAUUUGAGGUCGCCUGCGAAACUUUCUCCUGCUCCUUCCCUAUUUCAUCUAACACCAACCAGGAAACUUCCAAUAUCCAUAAAGUUAUUCGUUCUUCAGCAAACCGAUCCAUCCCUCUAUCCAAAGCUAAACCUUUCAGGCCUUCUCCUUUAUGGUGGAGCACAGAGCUUUCAGCAUUAAGAGAUAAGAAGCAGAACGCCUGGCAUGACUUUAAGCGCAAUCGGACCCAAUCAAAUCUUAUCCUGUACAAAAAAUGCAAUGCACUUUUUCGACGAAGUGCUAAAAAUGCUAAAAUCCGCAGCUUCCAAAAGUUUACCAGCAGUAUUUCUGCUUCAUCCGACACCAAAAAGAUAUGGGCUGACAUUAAAAGGCUUACUGGAUCUCCUACCCACUCCCCUAUCACUUCCCUUAAUUCAUCUCAAGGCAACAUACUAUAUCCCCAUGAUAUAGCCUUAGAGUUAGCCACCCACUUCUCCAACGCCUCCUCUGAUUCUAGCUUUCCCCCCGAAUUUUCUGCUUGCAAACUUUCCCAACUGCAUUCUAGGCAUCCCAUUUCUUUAAGCUUAUCUUCUUCCUCCAAGCAGGUGGAUGCCGAUUUAUCCCUACAGGAACUUCAGUUCGCUCUCUUAACAGUUAAAAGUAGUACACCUGGUUUUGAUAAAAUAUCCUAUCCUAUUAUAAAACAUCUUCCUUUAUCGCUUCUAUCCCGCCUCCUUAAACAUUACAACAACAUCUUUUCGACUGGUAAUUAUCCCAUCCUUUGGAAGACUAGUUCCAUCAUUCCUAUCCUAAAACCUGGCAAACCUCAAAGUGAGGCUAGCAGCUACCAUCCUAUUUCCCUUCUUCCCUGCUUAGGCAAAUUAUUGGAAAAAAUCAUUGCUAGUAGACUAUCAUGUUAUGUGCAUGUAAAUAAUCUCAUUCACCAUAACCAAGUCGCAUUCAAGAGGGGGCAGGGUACGGUUGAUGCCCUCUUACACUUCGAUCACUUCGUUUCCGUAGCCUUAUCAAAAAAAAAUCAUAUUUCACUCCUCUCUUUGGAUUUUGCCAAGGCUUUCGAUCGGAUAGGUAUACAGGUUGUUUUGAGGCAGCUGGACAAGUGGAAGGUCGGGCCUAAAAUUUUCAACUUUAUCAAAUCUUUCCUGUCCUCUCGUAAAAUUAGUGUUCUUAUUUCUAACGUCCGAUCCCCUAUGUUUCCUCUUGAUAAUGGCACCCCGCAGGGAUCACCUCUAUCCGUUAUUCUCUUCACUAUAGCAUUCGAUGAACUUAGUUCCAUUUUUUCACAGUUUCCCAACGUUUCCCAUCAAAUGUAUGCGGAUGAUAUAGUCAUAGGUUUCUAG